AUGGGAUCAAAUAGUAGUAAAUUGGAGGAUAAAGUGAGGGAAAAUAAGCGCACAAUAAAAAGGACAAUUCGUGACUUAGAGAGGCAAAAAUUGUCAGCACAAAGGCAGGAAGAGUCAUUGGUAUCAAUGCUGAAGGAGGAGGCUAGGUCUGGGAGGAUGAAAAAUGCAAGAUUACUAGCAAGAGAUGUUAUCAGAAACAGAAAAUUGGCUGAUCAUCUUUGCAAUAUGAAGUCACAGAUGACAGCUCUUCAAUCUCAACUUCAAACUGCACAUAACACAAGCUUGUUGUCAAAUAGCUUCAAAAACGUCAGUGAUCUUAUGACACAGGUCAAUUGUAACACCAACGUGGCGGAGUUCCAGAAAAUCAUGGCAAAUAUCACACAACAGGGGGCGGUCCUUAACUUAAAGGUUGAAAUGAUGGGGGAUGCCAUGGAAGACUCCCUGGAUUUUGAAGAUACAAUUGAGGAGGAGAAGGCUGUAGAUAAAUUAUUGGAGGAUCUUGGAGUGGGAGUGGGUGCGACAUUGGAUAGUCUAAAUCCGCCUAAAAUGGAGGACCUAACCUAUUCCACGGGUAAAAAUAUGGAAGAAGUAAUGGAAAACAACUCAGGGAGAAUGAAAGAAAUGAUGGAAAUAGAAGAAAGAAUAAAUAACUUGAAAAAUUAG
This is a messenger RNA of Theileria annulata, 663 nucleotides long. RefSeq lists its product as uncharacterized. Gene Ontology annotation, cellular component: ESCRT III complex; multivesicular body. Bases 1 to 663 code for a protein of 220 amino acids. The transcript has 2 exons. Gene Ontology annotation, biological process: protein transport; late endosome to vacuole transport; endosome transport via multivesicular body sorting pathway. Lineage: Eukaryota; Apicomplexa; Aconoidasida; Piroplasmida; Theileriidae. The record is from RefSeq and is a predicted model, not a curated record.